Molecule: messenger RNA, 474 nt
Organism: Carlito syrichta (Philippine tarsier)
Lineage: Eukaryota; Metazoa; Chordata; Mammalia; Primates; Tarsiidae
Product: ubiquitin-40S ribosomal protein S27a-like
Exons: 2
Coding region: 13-474 (153 amino acids)
Biological process (GO): modification-dependent protein catabolic process; translation; protein ubiquitination
Cellular component (GO): nucleus; cytoplasm; ribosome
Molecular function (GO): structural constituent of ribosome; ubiquitin protein ligase binding; protein tag activity
Source: RefSeq, a predicted model, not a curated record
ACCACAGCCGAGAUGCAGAUUUCCAUGAAAACCCUUAUGGGGAAGACCACCACUCUCGAAGUUGAACCCUUGGAUACAAUAGAAACUGUAAAGGCCAAGAUCCAGGAUAAGGAAGGAAUUCCUCCUGAUCAGCAAAGACUGAUCUUUGCUGGCAAGCAACUGGAAGAUGGACAUACUCUGUCUGACUACAACAUUCACAAGAAGUCUACUCUUCAUCUUGUGUUGAGACUUUGUGGUGGUGCUAAGAAAAGGAAGAAGAAAACUGGGCUCAAAAGGAAAAAGAAGUCUUAUACAAAUCCCAAGAAGAAUAAGCAUAAGAAAAAGAAGGUUAAGCUGACUGUCCUGAAGUACUAUAAGGUGGAUGAGAAUGGCAAAAUCAGUCACCUUCAUCAAGAGUACCCUUCAGAUGAAUGUAGUGCUGGAGUUUUUAUGGCCAGCCACUUUGACAGAAUUAUUGUGGCAAGUGUUGUCUGA